AUGGCGCUGCAAGAAAACAUCAUCAGUUCCAAAAAUAAAACUUCAUGUGCUGUUACAAAGAAAUUCUGGCACUUGACAAUGGCUUCACUCCGUUAUCUAUUCGUCAACCCUAAGACCUUACCUUUCAUUGGCGCUUUGGUUGUAAGCUACAAGUAUGUGGAAAUUGCAGUGGUGUCUGUAUUGAUGGAUUACUUGAGAGAUUCAUCAACUAAUGGGGAGAACCAACAGAUAGAUGCCAUUGUUACCAAUCUUCAAGAUGGUCUAUCAUCCCUCUUUCUAGUUAUUGUUUCUCUUGUUUCAGAAGCAUAUACAGGUUAUUACGCUAUGAUCACGUUUUGCACUGCAGCUUCAAUCCAGAUUCUGGAAGAUUAA
Messenger RNA from Sphenostylis stenocarpa, 372 nucleotides. The record is from the annotation of a GenBank genome assembly. NCBI's taxonomy places the organism in Eukaryota, Viridiplantae, Streptophyta, Magnoliopsida, Fabales, Fabaceae.